Scomber scombrus (Atlantic mackerel) is the source of this 3409-nucleotide messenger RNA. RefSeq names its product casein kinase I. Bases 207 to 1463 code for a protein of 418 amino acids. Gene Ontology annotation, molecular function: protein serine/threonine kinase activity; ATP binding. The record is from RefSeq and is a predicted model, not a curated record. Gene Ontology annotation, cellular component: nucleus; cytoplasm. The transcript has 11 exons. NCBI's taxonomy places the organism in Eukaryota, Metazoa, Chordata, Actinopteri, Scombriformes, Scombridae. Gene Ontology annotation, biological process: endocytosis; peptidyl-serine phosphorylation; signal transduction.
CGCUCAGCCCGUGCCGCUGAAGCUUCUCAGGGACUAUCAACAGGGAGUGCUACCGACGACAGAGCAAAGAGCUGGGGGUAUGAACGUCGCUAGAAUCCGCUCCCAUCCUCCUCUGCCCAGGCCCCUGUCCGACUGACAACCACCAGAACAGAAUCUCCACCGAACCAGCUCUCAUACGAACCUUAUAUCGGUGACGACUCGCAACCAUGGAGCUGAGAGUGGGGAACAAGUACCGGCUCGGGCGAAAGAUAGGGAGCGGUUCCUUCGGAGACAUUUACCUCGGUGCCAACAUUGCCACCAGUGAGGAGGUCGCCAUCAAGCUGGAAUGCGUGAAGACCAAACACCCACAGUUGCACAUUGAAAGCAAGUUUUACAAGAUGAUGCAAGGAGGAGUGGGUAUCCCAUCGAUAAAAUGGUGUGGCGCGGAGGGAGACUACAACGUGAUGGUAAUGGAGCUGCUCGGUCCCAGUCUGGAGGACCUCUUCAACUUCUGCUCCCGGAAGUUCAGCCUAAAGACCGUCCUGCUCCUGGCAGACCAAAUGAUAAGUCGUAUUGAGUACAUCCACUCCAAGAAUUUCAUCCAUCGGGAUGUGAAGCCUGACAACUUCCUCAUGGGGCUCGGCAAGAAGGGGAACCUGGUGUACAUCAUUGACUUCGGCCUGGCCAAAAAGUACCGCGAUGCCCGCACACACCAGCACAUCCCUUACAGGGAGAACAAGAACCUGACCGGCACAGCGCGCUACGCCUCCAUCAACACACAUCUUGGAAUUGAGCAGUCCAGACGUGACGACCUGGAGUCUCUCGGCUACGUCCUCAUGUACUUCAACCUGGGAUCCUUACCGUGGCAGGGCCUCAAGGCUGCUACCAAAAGACAGAAGUAUGAAAGAAUCAGCGAGAAGAAAAUGUCCACACCCAUCGAGGUCCUUUGCAAAGGAUACCCUUCUGAAUUCUCCACAUACCUGAAUUUUUGCCGUUCGCUCCGUUUCGACGACAAGCCGGACUACUCUUACCUACGACAGCUCUUCAGAAAUCUUUUCCACCGACAGGGUUUCUCUUAUGAUUACGUCUUCGACUGGAACAUGCUCAAAUUUGUAAGUGGUGCGAGUCGAACAGCUGAAGACGGGGAUCGGGAGAGGAGGGCAGGAGAUGAGAGGGAUGAGCGGAUUGGUGGAGCCCCCAGGGGAUCUGCAACACGCAUCCCCGCAGGUCCCAACCCUGGGCCUGCCAACAGAGUCAGGAACGGGCCAGAGCAGGCCAUCUCCAACCCUGCCUCACGGGUCCAACAGUCUGGGAACACGUCGCCUCGUGCAAUUUCUCGUGCGGAAAGGGAGAGGAAGGUGAGCAUGCGGCUCCACCGUGGAGCUCCUGCCAACGUAUCGUCCUCUGACCUCACAGCCCGUCACGACCAAUCCAGAAUUUCCACAUCACAGGUCAGUGUGCCAUUUGAGCACAUGGGGAAGUAGAAGACUUUGGCUCUGCAUGCACAUGAAAAUGACAGGGCUGCAAGGUAUAUCCAUCGCUCCAGUUUAUUUUCCUUAAUUUUUACCUUGUCUUAUGAAAAGAUCAUUGCCAAUGGACUCAUGGAUCUUUGGAACAGUACAGUCAAUCCCAAAAAGGAUCCAGGGACUAUACAUGACUGUAUCCAGCAUCCACUCUCUCAUGAACCCUCUUUGCUAAACCCUGGAUCAGCACCACUUCACUGCAAAAGCAAAUAAAGGACAGUUCUACACCAUUAUUACCCCCAUGGUUGCUUCUAACGGCCCCCCCCCCUCCUCCUCCUCCUCCUCCUCCUCCUAAAAACAUUCCCACAAUAACUCUGUCUGACAAAUGUGAAGAACUGUUUGCAUCAAAGAAGCAAAAAGGUAUCUGAGGCACACGCAUGUUUCUCGUCGAAGCUCAACUUGCUUUUUGAUUUAGGCUUAGUAAAUAUUUAUCUUUCCGUUUUUAACACUUGCAGAACAACUUUCUUCCGUGAAUGUCGUCUUUUCAGUCUUUUAAUUGGCGCUUUUUUUGAGAGCGAGAGAUAACGGCUAAACAAUGAAGAAAUGGGGAGAGGUAGGUGAGGGGUUGAGAGCAAAAAGAAAGGUAAGGUUGAAAGGAUGAGUAAGUUAUGUUUUAGCUGUUUUUCUUCUUUUUUUUUUUUUUUUUUUUAGAGUAAUGUUUCUGUUGAAGUAACAGUCGGUGCUUGCUUGCCCUUCACCCAUGUUGUGAUGAUUUACUGUCCCUCAAAAACGUAGCCACCAAAAACAUCCAGCACCCCGUUUCUUUGCCUGUUCUGAUUCGCUUGUUUUCUCUGGUUUUUAGUGUUAAGUGGGUAAGGUGAAGAAUGACCAUAGAUAUUGCAAAGACACACUCCAAGUCUUGAGGGAAGCUCCUCAGGAAAUUAUCAGUGUAUUUGACCAGAGACCAUAGCUGCCCGUUUUGAUUAACAAAUGGUGGCUGCAAUUUUUAUGAUAGUUCUUAAUGUUACCUUUUUUAUUCUUUUUGUUAUUGGAGGUCAUAGGGGAAUGGGCAGGCUCUGUUAGGGAUGGGUCUUAGGGGGAUGGGGCAUCCAAUUUUUUUCUUUUUCUUUUUUUUUAAUGUUUACUUCACUGUAAAUAUUUUUUAUUUCGAUGUAAAGCCAAAUGUGGUUAUUUGUUUUAAGGUGUAAAGUAGAAAAAUGCAUACUAAUGACAUAAACUGGGGCUGGGUUCAGAAUUUUAGGUAUUUAAAGUACUAAAUAGUGGGAUGGGCUGCUGUUGCUUUGCCAGCUGGGUCAUCCAACAUUGUGUGUGUGUGUGUGUGUGUGUGUGUGUGUAUGUAUGUGAGAGAGACAGAGCGUGUGUGAUACAGUGAAUCCCUGCUAAGAAUAAAAGAUUAAUUUUUAGUUUGUAUGCAGAUUGUUUUUCUGUUCUAUUUAUGUAAAACUAACUUUUAUUUGUCUGAAAUAACUUUGUGUUCUUAAUCCUCUUAUGUUGAAUUCUUCUUCCUGUAACUUAUUAGAAGUAGCUUGUUUGUGAAGUUUUUUUCUGUCCAUUUCUUCCCUUCUUACACUUUAAAAGGCUGUCUGACCACCUCAUAUAAUACAUAGGGCUCCCUCUGCAAAAACGAUAUGCUAAUAGUUUGAUGUCACCUUUGGUUUUUAACCUCCAGCAACCUUGAUGAUGUCAUUCAGAAGAAAACAUAACAGAUUUAAUUGCAGGGAUGUGUAAAUAGUGGUGUACUGUGUGUAAUUACCUUUGUACAGGCCACCAUGACCCAGUGGCAUAGUAACUCUUGUGUUGGGGAUGCUAUAGAAGAGUUUGAGGUGAUGGGAAUUUCACUUUAUGUAUUGUGUACUGAUAUCUUGUACAGUUCUUUAACACACUUUAUUUACAACAGUAUUUGUGUAUAUUUUAUGAAGUAAUAAAAACGAAUAACGUUGCUCACA